Messenger RNA from Sordaria macrospora k-hell, 2415 nucleotides. RefSeq lists its product as uncharacterized. Lineage: Eukaryota; Fungi; Ascomycota; Sordariomycetes; Sordariales; Sordariaceae. Gene Ontology annotation, biological process: regulation of DNA-templated transcription. The record is from RefSeq and is a predicted model, not a curated record. Gene Ontology annotation, molecular function: zinc ion binding; DNA-binding transcription factor activity, RNA polymerase II-specific.
AUGCCAAGACAGCACUUGACACCGAACGCAUGCCUGGUAUGCCGCAAGAAAAGGACAAAGUGUGAUGGCCAGAUGCCAUGCCGCAGGUGUAGGUCUCGUGGGGAAGAAUGCGCAUACGAGGACAAGAAAUGGCGUACCAAGGACCAUCUCAGGUCCGAGAUUGAAAGACUUCGAAACGCGCAGCGACAAGGACAUGCAGUAAUUCGAGCCCUCAUCAACGACGAGCAGGACUGGGAAUUGUUCUUAUCACGGAUCCGGAGUGACGAAUCACCCGAAGCCAUUGCCGACUGGAUACGAUCAAUGAGAAACCUAUUUGGGCCGCUCCAGGUGGCGUCAUCACAGAGCGUAGGAACUUUUGGCCAUCUGGAUGGUGCUCCUCCAAGAUUGCUGUCACCGUCGCAGCCCACCGCCUCAACACUAGGCUCGGAGUCAUCACAACCACACAGGGCUGCUAGCUUUGGUGGCAUUGGCAGCUACACUUUUGCCCAGGCCCGGGUUCCAUUUGACCAACCCACUCCUCGGAGCAGCUUUUCAUCGGACCUCUCCCCUACCACUCAGUUCUCGUUUAGGGACCAAGCAGCUUUACUUCAGGCCCCCCAGCCCUUGUAUCCGUUGUCUAGGCGGUUCUCUAGCCCAUCGCUUCCAUCCCUAUCUCUGCGACGUUCUUCGCAACCUCUUGCUCCUGGUAUAUCCAACGAGCUUCUGCCUCAAACCUGGACCAGUAUAACAUCAGACGCCCAACUUGUCCAGAGACUGUUAUCCAAGUUCUUCUCAGCUCCGUGCUCUUUACUGUGCUUCAUCCCGCAAUCUUCUUUUAUGAAGGCGUUUCGUGAUGGCGACCACCGCUACUGUUCCGAGGCCCUGGUUAACGCCAUCCUGGGAAAGGCUUGCAAAUCUUACGGUGCGAGCUCAAAUAUCGUGUCCAGAAUGACGUUUGGAGAUGCCUUCCUAGGAGAAGCAAAGAGGUUGUUAGCAACCGAACCGAACCACGUGAACCUCCCGAGCAUCCAGGCUUUGGCCGUUCUUGCCCUUGCUGAGAUCUCUCAAGGUAACGAUGACGAGGCCUGGGACUUGGCCUGGGCAUCCGUGAGGGCCGCGAUCCAUUUUGGCCGACAAACCCGUGAACAGAGCUUCCGUGUGGAUCAAGAACUAGCAACCGGCAGGGCACUGUCUUAUUGCGGCGGUUUCUCGUUAAUUCAUAUGUUACGUCUCCUUACCGGUCGCCUUGACCUGACUACCGGUCCUUUUUUCAUGAGGCUUCAUCAAGAUUCAGGAGAGACGGUCGAGGAUGAGCCACAAAGUCGUAUUGAACGAGGGUUGACGUUGCAUGUGCAGUUCCUCGCUGAGCUAGAACACUGCCCGCCGCUUUCUCGAUUCGUCUUUGAGGUCACAGCCGCUGUGCAUACUUUCUCGUCUUACAAUUUCUCUAGUGCCGCAACUGCGGAGGAGCUGGAAGACGCCUAUGGAAAAUGUCUAGACGCCUACAAACGUUUCAGAGACGUAUUUUGCGUUGAUAUGGAUACCACACCGGACUUGUUGUUUGCACAGAUUUGGUAUCACUAUUGCCUACUUGCUCUUCUACGCCCGUUGGUGAAGAGCAUGGCAAGCUUGAGGGCCAGUGGAGCGGCCAAGCCCAAGUUACGGAAUGAUGCCAAGCCUUCCGAUGUUUGCCAACAAUCCUCCGAGGCCAUCAUCUUCCUCACGAGUACUUACCAAACUCGCUUUUCGUUGGGAAACCCACCUGAGCUGCUCCCCCACAUGCUCUUUGCCGCUGUUUUCUAUCAAUUGACACUCACGCUCGAUUCGGACCACUUGACCCCAGUUGGAGACGACAGCAACCCGGAGCUUACCGAGUCCCCGGUGCUGAUGUCCUCUCAGACUUCUUUUGUGGCCCAUAGGAACUCCGACUUGGUUCCGUCGCAGCCCAUCCCGUUCACCAGUCACACUUCCCCUUUCCCGCAGCCUCUCUCCCCAGUGUUGAAGUUGGAAGUCGGACAGGUAGCACAUCGCCGCGCGUCCAGCAUCUCUUUAUCAUCCACCUUCGAUAGCUGUGGCAAUCGCCGACCAGGCGCCAGUCUACCAUCCAGCACAUUAACUUCUCAUGAUCCUUCGGAGAGAGAGUCUUCCGUGUCAGACACACAGUCUGAUUUGCUCCCUCUAUUCACCUCGGAGCCAGCUGACCUUGUCACCAUCGGCUCACUGCAACUGGCAUCCAUGCAACAUCUCGGUGCCAUAGAGGCGACUCGCUUAUUGCGUAGCUUAGGAACAGUACAGGAUCUAGCCGGAUCACAUCUUGAUUUGGCGACUCUAGCCGAGGCCUUACCAUUUCCCAUGGACGAUUUCAACACAUCCACGCUCUAUACGGGGCUGGGUCUGCAGAGGACGCCUGUUGAGUUGCAGGUCACUGGGCCGUAA